AUGCAAAACUUCAAUUUUGUUCCACAAAUAGACAACAAGGUGAAUGUUGUUCAACCACAACCCUUUCAAAUGUAUAUUCCUAAUCAUAAUGUAAUGUUUCCUCAAACAUAUACUGAUAACACACAGCAUUAUAACCAACCGAUAUUUUUCGAGCCAUUGCCACCAAUAUAUGUUAAAAAUCAGUUAUUGCCUUCUCCAAUUUUGGUGCAAAUGCCAACGACAGUAGUUGUUCAAAAUGAGUCUCAGCCAGCAAUGGUACUUAGCCAACCUCCCUCAAAUAUCGUAGUAAAAAACAACCCACCCACGUCCGUUUUUGUUAAACAAUCUAACCCUAAUGUAGUUGUAAAAAAUGAAGCUCCACUAAAUUAUGUGCAAAGUCUUGAUAUUUGCCAAGACGCAGUAGUAACAGAUAUGAAUCGCCCAGGCAUGACAUCACUAAGUAAAAGUAUGUUGUAA
Molecule: messenger RNA, 456 nt
Organism: Plasmodium malariae
Lineage: Eukaryota; Apicomplexa; Aconoidasida; Haemosporida; Plasmodiidae
Product: conserved Plasmodium protein, unknown function
Exons: 1
Coding region: 1-456 (151 amino acids)
Source: RefSeq, a predicted model, not a curated record